Messenger RNA from Trichosporon asahii var. asahii CBS 2479, 624 nucleotides. RefSeq names its product histone H2B. NCBI's taxonomy places the organism in Eukaryota, Fungi, Basidiomycota, Tremellomycetes, Trichosporonales, Trichosporonaceae. The transcript has 3 exons. Bases 1 to 624 code for a protein of 207 amino acids. Gene Ontology annotation, biological process: nucleosome assembly. Gene Ontology annotation, cellular component: nucleosome. The record is from RefSeq and is a predicted model, not a curated record. Gene Ontology annotation, molecular function: protein heterodimerization activity; structural constituent of chromatin; DNA binding.
AUGCCUCCCAAGUCGUCCGUCGCUUCCAAGGCUCCCGCCUCGCAGGCCUCGAAGGCCCCCGCCGCCGCGUCCAAAGCCCCUGCUAAGGCUGCCAAGACGUCGUCCACCAAGGAGGGCGGCAAGAAGCGCACCAAGAAGCGUGUCGAGUCGUACUCUUCGUACAUCUACAAGGUCCUGAAGCAGGUCCACCCCGACACUGGUAUCUCCAACAAGGCCAUGGCUAUCCUCAACUCCUUCGUUGCCGACAUCUUCGAGCGUAUUGCCACUGAGGCGUCCAAGCUCGCGUCGUACAACCACCGCUCGACCAUCUCGUCGCGUGAGAUCCAGACUGCCGUCCGUCUCAUCCUUCCCGGAGAGCUCUCGAAACACGCCAUCUCUGAGGGAACCAAGGCCGUCACCAAGUUCACCACCAACAACAAGGCCAUGGCUAUCCUCAACUCCUUCGUUGCCGACAUCUUCGAGCGUAUUGCCACUGAGGCGUCCAAGCUCGCGUCGUACAACCACCGCUCGACCAUCUCGUCGCGUGAGAUCCAGACUGCCGUCCGUCUCAUCCUUCCCGGAGAGCUCUCGAAACACGCCAUCUCUGAGGGAACCAAGGCCGUCACCAAGUUCACCACCAAGUAA